ACACACAUCCAGCUUCCAGACAGUCUGCCGUCACACACCCCGCUCUCUAAGUGAUUUAUCGCUUCCACUUAUUGAUGUCACCCGUGAAUGAGCGAGUCAAAGAUCCCUCCAGUGAACUCCACCUUGUAGAUGAUCUCCCCUCCGUUCCACUUAGGUUAGUGAUACACGCUAUGCCUUGCGUUUCACAUCAGACCAAUUGUGGGGGACUCAGUCUUAUAUUUAUGAUAAUACGGACCCAAAUCUGAAUGGGAUUAUGGCUCUUGAAGUGGAUGACACGAGAAUCGUCUGCGUGCUGGUGAGGAAGAAAAUGAAACACAAGUUAACGGUGGACUUCCUGGCUGGGUUAUUUCUCCUGGUGAACUUCAACGUGUGCAGCACCUCCGCUGAAAUCACAGUCGAUCCGCCGGCCGACUUGCGUGUGACUGAUCCUGGGCACCUUGGCCACCUUCACAUCAGCUGGGCGCGCCCCUCGAGUCUCGAGAAUGUGACCGACUGCUCCGUGCGCUUCGAGCUCCAGUACUUCAACACUUACGAGGACCGCUGGACGGUCAUCAGGACAGUGCGGCUGAAGUACAGCACCCAUUUUGACCUGGAAAAGGACGUUCAUGUGAAGGUGUGGACCCUGCUGAGAGGGCCCUGCGUUAACAAUACAGAGCUCCAAAGCCCCCCUGCAGAGGUGAUUCUGCAGCCACCUGAUAAAGGCACAAGUCCACGGGUCUCUGGCUUCACCUGCGUGUUCUACCAGAAAGAAUUCAUGGAUUGCACAUGGGAGGCGAGGGGAGGGGAAGCCUCACAGGCCCAAGACCACCUGUUCUACUGGCACAGCGAAAUGGGGCAGGCCAUGGAAUGCCCCGAGUACAUCGAGUCCGACGGGUUCCGAACGGGCUGCCGCUUCCCCAAGGAGGUGCUCGAAGAGUUUACCGAUUUCAACAUCUGUGUGAACGGCACCUCUGCCGCUGGGCCGAUGAGGGCAGCUUACUUCACCCUGCAGAUACAGAACCAUGUGAAGCCGGCUACAGUCGAAACUCUGAGCUUGGAUGCUCUUCCCAACGGGAAUACGCUAUUGACAUGGUCGCCACCGGGAGGAAAAAUCCCCAACCACUGCCUUGAGUUUGAAGUGGAGUCCAAAGAAGACGGCGUCCUGGGGGAAAACUUGCACAAGUAUAUCACCAGGGAAACUUCGUAUACCUCGGCCGUCCAAGGUCAACCGAAGACCAGCUGUUUCCGGGUCAGAUCAAGAGUGCACCAGUUCUGCGCCGACAAGAGCUUCUGGAGCGAGUGGAGCCACCAGCGUUGUCUGGCAGAGUCAACAAAGAAGGAUGUCUCGGCGAUGAAGGUGGGCCAAGUCUGUGUGCUGGCCCUUUGUGCAGUUACUCUCUUCGCCUUCCCUCUCUACCUGUGGAACUGCAAAAGAAAGGUGAAGAACCAAGAGUGGUUCCUUUCCUCCAGUUUCACCAAAUGGGGGCUGUUGGGCUGCAAUCAGGGGCUGUCCCCCCCUUCAGUGGAAAAGCUCAUCCAUCAUCUCAGCCAAGAUGAAGUGCAGCCAUUUAAGCAAGGACAGGCUGUUUAAGUCGCCUUCGGAAUAUUCCGCAGCAUUGUUUGUCGAGCCGUUUCCCAGGCAAACAUGGGAAUUUGCUAGAACCCUUAAAACAAGCCACUCAAUGUUUGCCCUAUCAGUCAAGCUGUUCCACUUACAGUCGAGGUAUAUCAUGCACUAUUUGCCAAAGUCUUGCCAGAUUAGUUUGUUUUUUAAAUCUUAUUUAACAAUUGCGUGAUGUACUUUUGCACAAAGUAGUUUCAUUUCGAGCCUGAUGUUGAAUAAACCGUUUGCCUCGUUUUAAGAGUAAGAAAACAAUUUUAGCAGUUUCAGUUAUUAUGGUGUCUUACGUUUCACUCGGGAUAUAUUAUCUAGGGUUAGUCCAGAUGUGAAAUUUUAUUAAUCAGAUUUAAAUAUAAACGCCAUAGAUGAAGCUUGAAGGAGACUACAAACAAGACUUACUUCCCUGCCAUUUCCGAGGGAUUUCAUUUCCCUGCAACAAUGUCUUAAUGUAAAGACUUGCAGUUAUUUAGAUAGCUCAGUUUUUCAGCUGUAUUCUAAAUAUAGUUGGAAUGUUAUGCCUUGCAAAUGCAUAUGCAGACUAUUCAAAGUAAAUAUGUAUAAAUAUUUCUAUAGCCAUAUAGCCACAAACUUUAUGAACUGCAAUUACGUCAAAGAAACUGAUGAAAUCAGUAUUCAGUAGAAAAUGGUUAAUACACAUAUGUGCAGGCUAACAUUAAAGGAACUGGCAAUGCAAAAAAUAUGAUUCAGUUAGAUUUAAAAUAUGUUGGUUAUUAUAAUUAUUUGCAAAAAUGCUCAUUCCAGUAUUGUACAGUAAUUCAGCACCUUCAUGAUUUAAUGGUGUAUAAGCCUUAUAUAAAGGUGUUAAUUGUAAAGUCAUGAUUUAAAACUCUUGCCAGUAAUUUUAAUGUCCCCAGAUUCACAUUCCUGUAUGGUCCUUUACACGGAUUCCUCUGGGGAAACGGUGAUGAGGGAAAGUGCACAUCGGUGUCUUUUUAGUGAAUUCACAUGGACCCAUAUAGGCGACCACCAUGAAAUACCUCUAGCAGGAAAGGAAGACGGGAUAUUUUUUCAUUCUUACAAAGGGACCCGUGGUCUCAAAAGCACCGUAUAUAACCAAAUAAGUUCCUUCUUAUGUAUCUCUAGCUUACUUUAGCAUUAAGAUGUGAUUUGUUCAAACAAUGUACUUGUCAGUCCAGGAUGUUGACGGCUGCUUUUAGAAUUACAAAAAUAUUUAACUAAUCUUUUCACUUAAUUAGUCUUUUACUAGUUCUACAUUUACUUUUAAAGUAAUCUGAAUCACAUUUAUUGCAAAAUAUAAAUUAUACUUUGAGCUAAUUUUUCAAAUGUUCCACAUUGCUACCACUGAAUAUUGGUAAUGCUGUGCCCUUAAUGAAACAUUAUGGUUUGAAGAGGAACCCGUCACAGAAUUCCAUUCCGAUGCUGACGGGUGAGAACGUGCAGUAUUGCUUGAGGGUGACAAGGUGUAUGUGUUACAUUAUCCAUUUCAAAUUUACAAUCUAAAGUACGUAAUUGAGUUAUUAAGUCGAUUUGCCAACUGUUUCUGUUUAUCUGGUCUUGAAUCGUUCACUGCUUUGCCCAUUCAGUGAUUUACUUCUGUCAUGCGUAUGUCAUAUAUUUAAUGUUUCUGUGGGACAAUUUUUUCAGAUUUUGU
This is a messenger RNA of Scleropages formosus (Asian bonytongue), 3233 nucleotides long. RefSeq names its product interleukin-13 receptor subunit alpha-2-like. Gene Ontology annotation, biological process: cytokine-mediated signaling pathway. Gene Ontology annotation, molecular function: cytokine receptor activity; protein binding. The coding region runs from base 254 to 1570 and encodes 438 amino acids. NCBI's taxonomy places the organism in Eukaryota, Metazoa, Chordata, Actinopteri, Osteoglossiformes, Osteoglossidae. The record is from RefSeq and is a predicted model, not a curated record. Gene Ontology annotation, cellular component: external side of plasma membrane. The transcript is spliced from 10 exons.